Molecule: messenger RNA, 1210 nt
Organism: Trichobilharzia szidati
Lineage: Eukaryota; Metazoa; Platyhelminthes; Trematoda; Strigeidida; Schistosomatidae
Source: the annotation of a GenBank genome assembly
CACACCGCGGCGUUAAAGGGCGGUUGGUUCAUAAUAGACGUUACUCUGAUGGGUCGUUCUCGUAGUCGGUCACUUUCGAGUGGUCAUAGGACUAAGCAUAGGCGAUACAGAAGUCGCUCAAGAGAUAAAGUGAAAGAGCGCGAUAGGUACCGGGAUAAAGAACGAGAUAGAAUAAGAUCAAGUCGAAACGAAAGGUCAUAUCGUGAUCACCAUCGUCAUGAAAGACGACGCAGGAAAAGGACCUCGUCACCCUCAAGCUAUGAUAGUGAAGUGGAAAGACGGAACCGAAAGUCGAGAAUGAAGGAGAUAGACAGAAAAAUAGAAGAGGCACGCAGGAGAGAAGAGACUGAAAAACGCGCUCAAGAGCAAAGGGAAAGAGAGCGACGACUGCAGGAGGAACGUGAACGAGAGGCGGAGCAGGCUAGGCAGCUUGAGGCUCGAGUCAAGGAAGCUUUUGAAGCAGCUUUAGUAGACAGAGCCGAAGAUCUCCAGGCUGAGUUAGAAAGAAGAUAUCAAGCAGAAAUCGAUAAGAAGGUCAAACAAAGGCUUGAUGAUAUUGAACGCGAAUACCAAAGCAAACUGGAGGAACAGAAGCGCAUAGAGGAAGAGGAAAAACGUAAACAAGCGGAACUGGACAAAAUACUGGAAGAAAACAAUCGUAAACUUAUGGAAGCAAGACGCAGAGAGGAAUAUUAUAUGCAGCCUCUUUCGGGAUCUGCAAUGUGACAAUGCCAGCAAAACGUUGUAUAUAAAAAUUUUAAGAUUUUAUGCUUCUGUUGAAUCAUUUUCUUUUAUGCGGUAAACGAGUUUGUCAAAGUUAUCAACGCUACCAAAUGUCAUGUGUUUCGUUUUUAUAUCGACAAAAGUAUCAUGUAUAUAUAUUUUCUUCUUAUUACUUCACUUUAACUGGCUGAAAUAAAAAAAAAAGAAUUCGCCUUCGGGAUAAUGUGAAUGUAUAUUUGCUCAUUUUUAUAGUUUCAUCACUUUGCAUAAAUGACUAUGUUUGUAAUUUUAAUUUUUUCAUCUAAAUGAAGCUUUUUUCCUUUGCAUUCCGAGUGGGACAUAGAGCUUUAACAUUAAGCUUUGAACUCUCAGUAGCAAUGGUUUAAUUUUUACGCUGUGGAUCUAAUAUCCUCACGCUCAACCUUCACUCUAGCGGCUAAGCGAGGUUUACGAGUGCCUCCACCGGGACUGCAACCUCAGAACACGU